Molecule: messenger RNA, 3410 nt
Organism: Sinocyclocheilus rhinocerous
Lineage: Eukaryota; Metazoa; Chordata; Actinopteri; Cypriniformes; Cyprinidae
Gene: atp2a1
Product: ATPase sarcoplasmic/endoplasmic reticulum Ca2+ transporting 1
Exons: 25
Coding region: 136-3120 (994 amino acids)
Biological process (GO): calcium ion transport
Cellular component (GO): membrane
Molecular function (GO): ATP binding; ATP hydrolysis activity; P-type calcium transporter activity
Source: RefSeq, a predicted model, not a curated record
ACUUUCUGUCAGCCCUGCGCUCCAGAGGGAGGAGAAGGAGAGAGAAAGAGAGAGGGGAGAGAGAAUCAAGGGGCCAUCUGUUUUGUCCCUAUCCUACACUUUUAAAAAGUGUUGUCUCCCCUUUGAGCAGACAGGAUGGAGAACGCACACACCAAAGAAACAGCAGAAUGCCUGGCCUACUUCAGCGUGAGCGAGACCACAGGCCUCGCUCCGGAUCAGGUCAAGAAAAACCAAGACAAGUAUGGAUUCAAUGAGCUGCCCGCUGAAGAAGGUAAGAGCAUCUGGGAGCUGGUGGUUGAGCAGUUUGAAGAUCUCUUGGUCAGGAUCCUGCUGUUGGCUGCUUGCAUCUCUUUUGUACUGGCCUGGUUUGAGGAAGGCGAGGAAACUGUCACUGCCUUUGUCGAGCCAUUUGUCAUCCUUCUCAUCCUUAUUGCUAAUGCUGUCGUUGGAGUAUGGCAGGAGCGCAAUGCGGAGAGCGCCAUCGAGGCUCUGAAGGAGUAUGAGCCAGAGAUGGGUAAAGUCUACCGUGCUGACAGAAAGAGCGUACAGAGGAUCAAAGCCAGAGAGAUUGUUCCUGGAGACAUUGUGGAAGUGUCAGUUGGUGACAAAGUCCCUGCUGAUAUCAGAAUCACCGCCAUCCGCUCCACAACUCUGCGUGUGGACCAGUCUAUCCUCACUGGUGAGUCCGUCAGUGUGAUUAAACACACAGAGUCUGUUCCUGACCCCAGGGCUGUCAACCAGGACAAGAAGAACAUGCUUUUCUCUGGCACUAACAUCGCUUCUGGCAAGGCUAUCGGAGUUGUGGUUGCCACCGCCGUCUCCACUGAGAUCGGUAAAAUCCGUGACCAGAUGGCUGCCACUGAGCAAGAGAAGACCCCCUUGCAGCAGAAGCUGGAUGAGUUCAGUGAGCAGCUCUCCAAAGUCAUUUCCCUCAUCUGUGUGGCUGUCUGGCUCAUCAACAUUGGCCACUUUAACGACCCCGUCCACGGUGGCUCCUGGAUCCGUGGUGCUGUCUACUACUUCAAGAUCGCUGUGGCUCUUGCUGUAGCUGCCAUCCCUGAAGGUCUGCCUGCUGUCAUCACUACCUGCUUGGCUUUGGGAACCCGCCGUAUGGCUAAGAAGAACGCCAUCGUCCGUUCUCUUCCCUCUGUAGAGACUCUGGGCUGCACAUCCGUCAUUUGCUCAGACAAGACCGGCACCCUCACCACCAAUCAGAUGUGUGUUACAAAGAUGUUCGUCAUUGAGAAGGUGGACGGAGACUCUGUGACUCUUGACCAGUAUGACAUUUCUGGAUCCAAGUACACACCAGAGGGAGAAGUUACUAAGGGUGGACUUCCUGUCAAGUGUGGUCAGUAUGAUGGCCUUGUUGAGCUGGCAACCAUCUGCGCCUUGUGCAAUGACUCCUCUCUGGACUACAAUGAGUCGAAAGGAAUCUAUGAGAAAGUGGGUGAAGCUACAGAGACCGCCCUGUGCUGCCUGGUUGAAAAGAUGAACGUGUUCAACACUGAUGUCCGUGGUCUGUCCAAGGUGGAGAGAGCCAACACAUGCUGCACUGUGGUCAAGCAGCUUAUGAAGAAGGAAUUUACUCUUGAGUUCUCCCGUGACAGGAAGUCCAUGUCCGUCUAUUGCUCCCCUGCAAAGGCCUCCAAGGCCCCUGUUGGAAACAAGAUGUUUGUCAAGGGUGCUCCGGAGGGUGUGAUUGACAGAUGCGCCUAUGUGCGUGUUGGAACCACCCGUGUGCCCCUGACUGGUCCAGUUAAGGAUAAGAUCAUGGCUGUGAUCAAGGAAUGGGGAACUGGCCGUGAUACCCUGCGCUGCCUGGCACUGGCAACCCGUGACAACCCUCUGAGAAAGGAGGAGAUGAACCUGGAGGACUCCACCAAGUUUGCUGAAUAUGAGACUGAUCUCACCUUCGUGGGUUGCGUUGGUAUGCUGGAUCCUCCUCGUAAAGAGGUUGUUGGAUCCAUUGAGCUGUGCAGGGCUGCUGGUAUCCGUGUGAUCAUGAUCACAGGUGAUAACAAAGGUACUGCUGUGGCUAUCUGCCGCCGUAUUGGCAUCUUCAGUGAUGAUGAGGAUGUGACAGGCCGUGCUUUCACUGGCCGUGAGUUUGAUGACCUGCCACUGGCCCAGCAGAGAGAGGCUGUGCGUAAGGCCUGCUGUUACGCUCGUGUUGAGCCCUCCCACAAGAGCAAGAUCGUUGAGUUCCUUCAGGGUUUUGAUGAGAUCACUGCCAUGACUGGUGAUGGUGUGAAUGAUGCUCCUGCCCUGAAGAAGGCAGAGAUUGGCAUUGCCAUGGGCUCUGGCACUGCUGUUGCCAAGUCAGCCUCUGAGAUGGUCCUGGCCGAUGACAACUUCUCCAGCAUCGUGGCUGCCGUUGAGGAGGGCAGAGCCAUUUACAACAACAUGAAGCAGUUCAUCCGCUACCUCAUCUCCUCCAACGUCGGAGAGGUCGUGUGUAUCUUCCUGACUGCUGCUCUUGGUCUUCCUGAGGCUCUGAUCCCAGUUCAGCUUCUGUGGGUGAACCUGGUGACUGACGGUCUUCCUGCCACCGCUCUGGGAUUCAACCCCCCCGAUUUGGACAUCAUGGGCAAGGCUCCCCGCUCCCCCAAAGAGCCCCUCAUCUCUGGCUGGCUCUUCUUCAGAUACCUGGCCAUUGGAGUUUAUGUUGGUGCUGCAACUGUCGCUGCUGCUGGCUGGUGGUUCCUUUACUGCGAAGAUGGCCCCAUGGUUUCUUUCUACCAGCUGUCCCACUUCAUGCAGUGCACUGCUGAGAACGAGGACUUUGCUGGCAUUGAAUGUGAGGUGUUCGAGGCUGCUCCUCCCAUGACAAUGGCUCUGUCUGUCCUGGUCACCAUUGAGAUGUGCAACGCUCUAAACAGCUUAUCUGAGAAUCAGUCUCUGCUGCGUAUGCCUCCGUGGAGCAAUGUAUGGUUGGUGGGAGCCAUGAGUCUCUCCAUGUCUCUUCACUUCAUGAUCAUCUAUGUGGACCCUCUGCCCAUGAUCUUCAAGCUAACCCAUCUCAGCUUGGACCAGUGGAUCGUUGUUCUGAAGCUUUCCUUCCCUGUCAUCCUUAUUGACGAGCUGCUUAAGUUUGUUGCCCGUAACUAUUUGGAGCCCUAAUCCUGUCCCCCUCCAUAUUCCUGUAACAAAGCAAGAGAAAGAUGAGAAUCUAGUGUCCAAAAAGUGGGACUGAAAAAGCGAAGAAGAAAUGAGCAAAACAGCACUCCAAAGCAGAAAAAUUAAGUUCGCCAGGAGUGAAAACGAAAACCACUGUGAACCAGUGAAUCCAUCAUGGAUUUAUCAUCCAUAAAAUCUAAAACCUUAUAGAACAAAGGAAAAAAAUAUUUAAGUAAAAUGUGUUAUGUAUAUGUAUUAAGACUUAAUUUAAUAUAUAUAUUGUUAUGAACGGU